ACCAAAUCUGCCGCGCGAUUAUUCCACCACACCUCAGUACUCGGGUCACAAACAAGUUCAAUAAAAUCUACUGCAGUUGGAAUGCCCGUCCACUCGUCUCCUUUAAUAACACAAUGGCACAAAAUUUGACUCAUCUUCGUUUUCCUUUACCAUUUCUGAUUAUUUGCCUAUAUAUCAGUUCGACUGCGGGGAAAGCUCAGAACUUCUAUCCCUUUUUUAAGGUUGAUACUGAUGGAACUAUUCACAGGUAUCAAGCGGCCAAGUUUGUGCCUCCAUCGUACAAUCCCGAAACAGGGGUCCAAUCCAAAGAUGUAACCAUUUUGCCUGAACAGAACGUAUCAGCGCGUCUUUACCUUCCCAAAAUCAGUGGAAAAAACCAGAAAUUUCCUCUGCUUAUUUACAUUCACGGGGGCGGAUUUUGCACUGGGUCAGCUUCUUCUCCCAUGUAUGAUAGCUACCUUCACAAACUAACAGCUGAGAGUAAUGCAGUUGCUGUAUCCAUUGAUUACAGAUUAGCACCAGAGCACCCAAUCCCAGCGUGUUAUGAUGAUUCUUGGGCUGUAAUGAAAUGGGUUGAGCAAGGGACAGAGCCUUGGCUCAAAGAACAUGCCGAUUUUUCACGAGUUUUUCUGGCCGGUGAUAGCGCUGGGGCUAAUAUUGCUCAUAACAUGAUGGAUCGGGCAAGUGAGGAAAGUCAUUUUCUCCCUUCCAUAGUUGGAAUGAUACUUGUUGAUCCCUAUUUUGGCAACGAUAAGCCCGAUACACUUUGGACGUAUUUAUGCCCAAAAACCACUGGGAUUUAUGAUCCAAGAUUCAAUCCAGCAGCUCAUCCUAGGUUGCUGUCGAAGUUGAAUUGCUCCAAGAUUUUAGUUUGUACUGCAGGCAAAGAUUUUUUGAGAGACAGGGCUUGGACUUAUUACGAAACGCUGAAGAAAAGUGGGUGGAAAGGUGAAGUUGGAAUAAAGGAGAUAGAAGGGGAGGAUCAUGUCUUCCAUUUAUAUAACCAAACCUCCGAGAAAGCCAAGGUCUUGAUGAAAUCGGUGGUCGACUUCUUGGUUUAUGAUGAUUCUUCGCAACAAGUGAAUUUAGGAUUCAAAGUUAGUGAAUUCAGCACGAGUUUAAUCAUAUUUGCAUUUAAUCUUUUUUGCAUAUGUACAUAUAAAUCAAGUUGAAAUUAAAGCAGUAGAAUCGUUUAAAUGUGUAUCAUGAUAGGACUGAUAGGUAUUAGUACUGCUGUAUACUGGUAUGUGUUGGUUAAUUUUUAGUAAUUUAAUUUACAGUUGUUCCA
This is a messenger RNA of Nicotiana tabacum (common tobacco), 1288 nucleotides long. Its product is annotated as putative carboxylesterase 2. Gene Ontology annotation, molecular function: hydrolase activity. The record is from RefSeq and is a predicted model, not a curated record. NCBI's taxonomy places the organism in Eukaryota, Viridiplantae, Streptophyta, Magnoliopsida, Solanales, Solanaceae.